UUUCACAGUCCUUGGCCAUGCAACUUGAUCGCUUUCUUCCAACUAGGCAUUGAAAGAGGCGAUCAGUUUCCUACAAUUAAAACAUGUCAUGUAUCCAGAGAAACUGGAUUGCAAACUUUUCCUUUUGGGUCCACUUUCUUCAUAUCCAGGCGCUGUGCUAUGGUAGAAAUCCUCCACCCGGCAGAUUUGUCUUUCCAGACAUGAGGCAAGAUAAAUUUGUCAAAACGUUGCAGGACUACCAAGCGGUCAGCCCAGCGAAAGUCAACGCAGAAGGGCAGUUUCUCUCCUACAGUUUGCAUCACCAUGCCUCAACCACCAGAAGGAAAAGAGACAUCAUGAAAAAGGACAGUAAGGUGUAUUAUAAAAUUAAGCACAAAGAGAAGGAUCUCUUUUUUAACUUAACUCUCCAACAAGGGUUACUAUCUAAAAGUUAUAUUCUGGAAAGACGACAUGGCAACUACUCUGGUGCACAGAUCAUACAACGCUUGGAAACGUCAUGUCACCUCAUUGGGACAGUCGUGCAGCCAGAUUUCAGGAAUGGGAAGGCAGUGAUCAGCACUUGCAAUGGACUAACUGGAUACUUCCAUCUGCCUGAUGGAGAUUACCUCAUUGAACCAGUGAAGAAAUAUCAGCUAGAAGAUGGGGCAUUUCCCCACAUAGUCUACAGGGCAAACAUCUUUCAGAAGGCUUUGCGGAAAAGGCGGGACACCUGGGCGAAGGAGGAACAGACUUGUGGGGUGAACGAAACACUGACCUUUUUCAGACAGCAAGAGCUUCAAAGGGUGAAGUGGGAGAGGAGCCAGGUGAUGGGCAAAGCAAUCUCCCGGCGUUCUGUCAGCAAAGAGCGAUGGGUGGAGACAUUGGUGGUUGCCGACAGCAAGAUGAUUGAAUACCACGGAAGUGAAAAUGUGGAAUCCUAUAUCCUCACUAUCAUAAACAUGGUGGCUGGCUUGUUCCAUGAUCCAAGCAUUGGUAACGCGAUCCAUAUUGUGCUGGUUCGACUUAUUCUUCUAGAGGAAGAGGAGCAAGGGCUGAAAAUAGUUCACCAUGCAGAUAAGACCCUAGCCAGCUUUUGUAAAUGGCAAAAGAGUAUCAACCCCAAAACUGAUGCCAACCCACUGCACCAUGAUGUGGCAGUCCUUCUUACCAGAAAAGACAUUUGCGCCAGCAUGAAUCGUCCAUGUGAAACUUUAGGCUUGUCCCAUCUCUCUGGAAUGUGCCAACCUCAUCGGAGCUGUAAUAUCAAUGAAGACUCUGGUCUACCUUUGGCUUUCACAAUUGCACAUGAACUUGGUCACAGUUUUGGAAUUCAGCACGAUGGAAAAGAAAAUGACUGCGAGCCGGAGGGAAGACGCCCAUACAUCAUGUCUCGGCAACUACAGUAUGACCCGACUCCCCUCACAUGGUCAAGAUGCAGCAAGGAAUACAUCACACGCUUCCUAGACCGAGGAUGGGGCUUCUGCCUGGAUGAUGUUCCAAAGAAGAAAGACCUAAAGCCUCCUUUCAUUGCCCCUGGAGUGAUUUAUGAUGUGCACCACCAGUGCCAAUUGCAGUAUGGAUCCAAUGCAACGUUCUGCGAUCACGUGGAUAAUAUUUGCCAGACAUUGUGGUGCUUCGUGAAAGGCUCCUGCCGGUCAAAACUGGAUGCUGCAGCAGAUGGGACAAGAUGCGGCGAGAACAAGUGGUGCUUCACAGGUGCAUGCAUAACAGUGGGCAAGAGCCCUGAAGCAGUAAACGGUGGAUGGGGAUCGUGGUCCACAUGGUCACACUGCACCCGGACAUGUGGGGCUGGCAUUCAGGCUGCUGAGAGGCAGUGUAAUCACCCAGAACCACAGUUUGGAGGGAAGUAUUGCACUGGUGAGAGGAAACGCUAUCGCAUGUGUAACAUUAAGCUGUGCCGCAGGGCUACGCCAAACUUCCGUCAAAUGCAGUGCAGUGAAUUUGAUACAGUCGCCUACAAAAAUGAAUUCUAUCAGUGGAUUCCAGUUUAUAACACAGCUAAUCCUUGUGAGCUACAAUGCCGUCCUACAAACAACCACUUUUCAGAGAAAAUGCUUGAUGCUGUUAUCGACGGUACACCUUGCUUUGAAGGAAACAACAGCAGAGACAUCUGUAUUAAUGGCAUGUGUAAGACUGUCGGCUGUGACUAUGAAAUGGAUUCCAAUGCUACUGAAGAUCAGUGUGGAGUUUGCCUGGGAGAUGGUUCCUCUUGCCAGACUGUGAAGAUAGGAUUCAAUCAAAGUGAAGGAGUAGGUUACGUUGAUAUCGGCCUGAUUCCAAAAGGUGCAAGAAACAUCAAGGUGGAAGAAGUGGCAGAAGCAGGGAAUUUCCUUGCGUUACGGAGUGAGGAUCCGGAAAAAUAUUACCUAAAUGGAAGGUUUAUUAUCCAAUGGAACGGAGACUACAAAGUAGCAGGAACAGUAUUUCAAUAUGGAAGGAAAGGGGACCUGGAAAAUCUCACUGCUCCUGGACCCACAAAUGAAUCAUUGUGGCUACAACUCCUUUUUCAGGAGAAUAACCCUGGAAUAAAGUAUGAGUAUACUGUCCGUAAAGACUGCAGCUCUGAAAAUGAAGUCGAAGAGCCAGAGUAUUUUUGGCAAUAUGGAAGCUGGACCAUUUGCAGCGUGACGUGUGGGAGGGGCUUCCAGCAACAGACUGCCCGCUGUGUGAAAAAGGGGAAAGGUGUGGUGAAAAACCUAUUUUGUGAUCCCGAAAAACAACCGAGUGGGAAACAAAAGAAAUGCAUUGAAAAGGACUGUCCACCAAGAUGGUGGGCAGGAGAAUGGCAGAAAUGUUCGACCACCUGUGGUCCAGCUGGAGAGAAGAAAAGGACUGUCCUUUGUAUCCAGGCAGUGGGAUUUGAUGAGCAAGCUUUGCCUGCUGAGGAGUGCCAACAUCUGCUGAAACCAAAAACUCACCUUUCGUGCAACAGAGAUAUCCUGUGCCCAUCAGACUGGACAGUAAGCAACUGGACUGAGUGCACAGUUACCUGUGGUGGAGGUAUACGGACUCGGAACAUCACCUGUACCAAAAACAAUGGAGAACCAUGUGACAUUUCAAAGAGGCCCCAUUCUAAAGCUCUGUGUGGCCUCCAGCAGUGUCCAUUCACGAGAAGAUUGCUGAUACCCCAUUUCAAACUGCAUAAUGGAAAGAUAAUCAGGAGAAUGGGAGCAAAUCCCAACGGAGGCCCUGACAAUAGUCUGCCAUCCCCCAAGCCAAGCCCAAGAAUCCCCACAACAGUGAGAACACUUGAGCCCAGAAAUGUUACUGUGAUACCUACAUCCUUUGGGGUUAUGAACUCUUCACAAAAAGAAGACUUGGAAGUAAACAUAUUACAAAGUAAUUCCAGUGGUUCAGGCAUUGCUAACAAUUAUUCCUGUGUAUUGAGUGAUGGCAGCUCACUGCAAAAUAGCACGUUUGUGCCUAUCACAGAUGAUUCAAGUGUUUCAAACUCUACAAAUGUGGGGAACAUAUCAUACAAUUCUUCCGGGGAUGGCUUUAUAAAUAAGGACUCCUUUACCACUAACCCCAGUUCUUGGGCUGUAACCUCCAGGUAUUUAAUUGAAGAAUCUAGUGCAGUGUCUAACAGUACUGAUGGAGAAACAACAAAUAAAGCCCAGAGUGAAUGGCCAAUGAGAAGAUCUACUACUACCAUCACUUGUGGCAAUACGUCAAGAACCUCGCCAACAGGUUAUCAUCCCGACAGUUUUAGCCAGGUUUCUGUUACUCCAGUAGGAGAAGUAGGCGUUUCCGUGACAAGCAUAGGUCUCAAAGGCCUUCCUAUACAAAUAAGUACACCCGCAACAGCAGAUCCUGUUACUGUACAACUGGCGCUGUUGAACGAAACAUCAAGAGACAAGCCUGCAAAUAGAACAAAACCAAAAGCUUCUGUUGCUGAAGCAUCCGCUUGGCCUACAGAAAGUCCAUUUCUGCAUGUUACUGGUGUACCAAAGAAUCAGGAUGAAGCAUUCAAGAGAAUGUUGCUGAAUGACUCUGAUCCAGAACAGCCAGAGGUGUCCAGGAACUCGCAUAAUGAUGCUUUCUGGAUGGUGGGAAAUUGGAGCGAGUGUUCCACCACGUGUGGCGUGGGGGCUUUUUGGAGAGCAGUGGAAUGCAGCACCAAGAAUGAAUCUGACUGCCAGCACAUUAAAAAACCGGAUCCAGCAAGGAGGUGCUACCUCCGCCCAUGUGUCCAGUGGAAAGCCGGAGACUGGAGCAAGUGUUCCUCCAGCUGUGGAGGUGGUUUCAAGACCCGCGAUGUCCAUUGCCUCAAUGUUGGUGACAACAGGAUGCUGAGGCCAUUUCAUUGCCAGUUAGCAGAACGCAAGCCACUGCUGAAUGUCAGCUGUAACAGAGAGCCCUGCUUGGGGUGGCGUGCAGAGCCCUGGAAUGAGUGUUCUGUUUCAUGUGGAGGAGGCAUUCAGCAAAGGGCAGUGCAGUGCAUCAGUGUGGAGGAUCACACAGCUAAGGACGAGGGCAUGUGCGAGAUUGAGUCCAAGCCUCCCGGCUCUCAAAAAUGCAACCUACAAGAGUGUGUGGGAAGCACAGGUUUGCCUUGCAUCAAGGACAGGCUGACAGUAAACUUCUGUGAGAGAGUGAGAGAUGUCGGCAAAUGUUCUGUGCCAUCAGUGCAGAAUCAAUGCUGCGCCACGUGCAACAGACCCUGGGCUGUUAACAAAACGGGACCUGGGAAACGAUCAAGCUGGAAACCAUAAUGUGGCUGAGAGCCAGGAUUGCUCAAUCAGAAUUCAAAACUGAAGAAUGCUAAAAGAAGGGGUAGGGAUCCUGUAGCCCUCCAGAUGAUGUUGAACAUCUCCCCCAGCCAGCAUGGCCAAAGGUCAGGAAUGAUGAAAGUUGUAGUCGCAAUGCUAAUUUCCCAGCAGAGGUGUUACUGCAGCUUCCCAAGAUGGAGAGGGGCGAGGUGGCAGAGAGCUCAGGUAAGCUACAGUAACGCUGCUGCUGGGAAGCUCUACCACCAGCUGCUUCUGUUGGAAGGGCAACAGGUUCCCCACCCUUGCUAUGGAUCUCUACUGCCACUCCCACCCCACUGUCUAUGGAAGUAUGGUAGUGGCUUUAAACUUUUCCACAUCCACGGUAGCCUGUACCCUUACCCCAAAUUUGCAACAUUGGAUUCACUUAAUGCAUUCUUUGUUCUACAUUAUAUACUUUUAACCUAUACUAUUUCUUUCCCUCCCUCUCCUUUUUCCUCCUCUCUUUUAAAAAAAUAUGGUUUUGGUGCCAUGUCUCCAAUCCAUCUAAGGUCAGAUUGUGUGCACUCCAAUAACUUGUUCUGGAGACAACACCAAUGAAUAUCUGCAUAUAGAAGUAGGCUUCUAUGCAUGCAGUUCAUUCAAAUACAGAGACACAUCUAGAUCUGUAUUAAACUGCUCCUCCAGACUCCAUUGAACUGGUUGGAUAUAUCUUGGACAAAGAUGGAAAUACCUAUCAACAUGUAGAAUCAUUGAUUUGUUACACAUGACUGGUUAUGAGCAGCUGAAGGCACCUACAGCUGACCUGUUUAUUGAGCAUGCAUCCUGAUUUGAUGGCAGGGAGAUUAGACAUUGUUCGCUACUUAAUGAGCAUUAUACAGCCAUGAGAGUUCUUCCAAGCUACACAGCAAGUGGAUUGGACUGUGAAAGACCAACCCAAAUGGUGUUUGCAUUUUGACCAAUUUGUAGGGCAGUGCAAUAUCUCAGAGAGGAGGUCAGGUCUCCUGCUCCCCUGGUGCAUUCACUAUAGCUGCCCAAUUUCCCUGCAUUUUAAAGUUUGAUAGACAUAUCUGUGGGCUAUAGGUACAUUCUUAAACCGCAAGGUUUUUUGCCUAUUAGUGAAUCUAUUCUGAUUUUUUUUUGCAGGGAGGGUAGAUGACAGUUGUAUCAAAGCAAGUGUUAUCCCACAUUUUCCAGUGCAUUUUUCUGUCGCUUUCCUUAUUGCAAAAAGUUCAGUCUUCUGGAGAAGCAAGCUUGUUGCACAAGACCUCCCAGUCAACUGUAAUUGUGUAAUCUGAAUUUGCCAGUAUGUGAUUGAAUCUCACCUGAAAAUAGCAAUAGUCUGGAUGCAACAUGAGAUUCUAAAGUGUUGUCAUGAUAAUUCUGCUCACAAUACACCUCUGAACCCAAUUAUUUCCUACUUGCUAAUCCUGCAAGUUCCAUGUGAGCCUCAAAUGAAAAACUGAAAAAUAAACAUAUAUUUUUUUAAAAAACCCACCCUAACUAGAGGUCAUUGGAAAUCCUGUAAGUCAAGUGGGGAACGUCUGGCCUGUGGGCCAUCACGGCCCUUCAAUGGGUUGCAUUUGGCCCCCAAGGCCAUUUUCCCCAAACCAAGUCCACCCACCCACAGAUGGCAUGCUGCCCAUCUGCCAGUUUUGGCCCAGGAAGCAGAUUCUGCUAAGGAUCUGGCUUGUGGAGCCAAAAAGGUUCCCCACCCCUAUUGUAUGCGGAGAGUAGUAAAGAUUGUCAUGUGCUUGUACAACAACUUAAUCGACACACAUAUCUCUAAGGCAGAUAUGGGAAACUUUUAGCCUUCCAGAUGCUGCUGAACUGCAACUCCCAGCAGCACCAGCAAGCAUAACAAAUGGCCAGGAAAGAUGGGAGGAGUUCAGCAACUUAUGGAGGUCCGAAGAUUCCCCACACCUGCUGUAAGGGAAUUUAGCAGUUUUUAUGUUUAUUUUUAAAUAUGGUGCUAUUAUACCACGGUGCUAAAACUUGCAUGGUGCCUAAAAACUAUGUACAGUAUGCAGAUGUAUUUCUAAUCUACACC
Molecule: messenger RNA, 6759 nt
Organism: Rhineura floridana
Lineage: Eukaryota; Metazoa; Chordata; Lepidosauria; Squamata; Rhineuridae
Gene: ADAMTS12
Product: ADAM metallopeptidase with thrombospondin type 1 motif 12
Exons: 23
Coding region: 84-4715 (1543 amino acids)
Biological process (GO): proteolysis; extracellular matrix organization
Cellular component (GO): extracellular matrix
Molecular function (GO): metalloendopeptidase activity
Source: RefSeq, a predicted model, not a curated record